Molecule: messenger RNA, 869 nt
Organism: Linepithema humile (Argentine ant)
Lineage: Eukaryota; Metazoa; Arthropoda; Insecta; Hymenoptera; Formicidae
Product: U11/U12 small nuclear ribonucleoprotein 25 kDa protein
Biological process (GO): mRNA splicing, via spliceosome
Cellular component (GO): U12-type spliceosomal complex
Source: RefSeq, a predicted model, not a curated record
AAUUAUGUUAAUAUAUGUAAUACUUACAAAUUGUGAAAAUAAUCUGCUAAUGUUCUAAAUAGAAAUAAUAACAUGGAUACUGUCAAAGAUGCAGAAUCAAAACAUGUGAUGAAAAAUAUUGAGGAAGAAUCAUCUGUUGACAAAGUGAAGUCUGAGAUUACAUUGUUUAAUCAUCAAGAAUUAGUAAAGUUAACUAAAACAACUAUUGGUAAUAUUAUUAAUAGCGAUCCGUUGUUUUCCGGAUUGCCUUCAGAUGUUACGAUAGAAGAGCUUAAAUCAUAUAUUGCAGUUGCACAAGGACAAGCCAUAACUUUAUUUUUAAAUCGUGGAGAACUGCCGAAGUUAUCAGUGGUGGUUCCUCCACAUGAUACAACAGUUCUUGAUCUGAAGAAGGCCAUAAAACGACAUAUGAAUUUAUCUUUGAAAAGAGAGAACAUUAAGAAGAAAAUAAAUUGGAAACACAUUUGGAAGAAAUAUCAUCUUUGCUUCGAAGAUAUUAAACUUUCUAAUAAUAAUGAAAAUAUUAAACUUUAUGGUGUUACUAAUAAGACUGAAUUACAUUUUACAAAAAGACGCAGAGAAAAGAAUAAAUUGAUAAAAGAGUAUUAGCCUUUUUUUAAAAUUAAUAUUUUAUAAUAAAUUUAUCCUUUGUAUUAUAAUGAAUAUCAUGUAUCAAUACUAUUAAUCUCAUACAUUAAUAUAUCUAGCAAAUGUCAUGUAUUAAUCUAUUAUUUAAACAUUAAUUUACAGUACCAUAAUAAUUAAGAUAGUACAAAAUAUAUACAUAAUUAUAUAAAUAGUACUUAAACAUUGAGUGAAUACAUAUACUAUGUAAAUAAUAAAUAAAUAGAUGUUUUUUGAGAAACUAA